AUGAGUAAAGGAGAACUUCACGUACGAGUUCUUGAAGGAAGAAACGUCAAAGAUACAGACGCUAUUGGUGAAGGUGAUCCAUUCGUCGAAUUCUGGAUCGACGGGCACGAAAAACACGCAACUGAUCCACGUAACAAUACCGCCACUCCAGUUUGGCUGUACGAGACCACUUUUCCUUUGAGUGGUAAAGAACAUCAUUUGCAUAUUCGCCUUCUCGAUAAAGAUCUGUUAUCCAACGAUGAUAUUGGUGAGACCACAGUUGACUUGGGGCCUAUCUACCAGAAUUACUACCAAGACACUUGGAUUCAUGUCUCACAACCAAAAUCAAAAGAAAGUACCGGAGAAAUUCAUUUAGUUUUGGAGUACUUCCCAACAUAUGGUUAA
This is a messenger RNA of Ambispora gerdemannii, 384 nucleotides long. The record is from the annotation of a GenBank genome assembly. NCBI's taxonomy places the organism in Eukaryota, Fungi, Glomeromycota, Glomeromycetes, Archaeosporales, Ambisporaceae.